Ananas comosus (pineapple) is the source of this 942-nucleotide messenger RNA. RefSeq lists its product as uncharacterized. Bases 142 to 930 code for a protein of 262 amino acids. The transcript is spliced from 8 exons. The record is from RefSeq and is a predicted model, not a curated record. Lineage: Eukaryota; Viridiplantae; Streptophyta; Magnoliopsida; Poales; Bromeliaceae.
GAUAAAGGAGAUUCAGUGGUAGCUUUUAUUUUUAGUUGCCUGGUUCCAUCUUCUAUCGUCUUCCUUGUACUGCAGAAGCCUUGGAAAGGCAGGCCCUUGCCGAACUCACAGGUCAUACCUACAGUGAUCAAUGGAGGAAUAAUGGCAUUAUACUACACUUUAUGGGGAAAAGGCCUUCUUUCUUGUGGGCCACUUGUUGCUCUAAUUGCGGAGUAUGCUGGUGCUAUUCUUGGAGUUCUCUCAGCAGCAUUGUAUGGAAGGAGAGUCUGGAUUUGGAAGAAGUUUGGUGGACUCGCUGCAAUGAUGGCAUCAUAUUAUUUCUUAUCAAAUGGGUGGGCUACCAGAUCAUAUUCGCCAUUCUCUAGCUUUGGGAGAGAACAGGUGGUGCAGGAAAAGCAACCUUUAGGAAUGAAAGAAAUGGUGGCGCCAAUCUCUGCUGGUAUUUUAUCAGCUUUGAGAAGGGUGAUAGCAAGACGUAUUUCUUUGAAGAAUCAGCUCAAAAGGCGGCUUCAUGCAAUAACUGUUGCUUCAGCUACGUGCUUUCUUUUUCCUGUUGCCAUGUGGGAUACAAUCUUAGGGUCGACAUCCGAUAGCAUAAUUAAGUUUCAGUUUCCGAGCAGGGCUUAUUUGAGCACAAUUGUUUUUGGAAUUUUCUUUAUAUACUAUAUUGACAAUGUUGCAGAGGAAAGAUUGCACCUUGUUUUCUCUUCUCCAAGGCACUUACUGGUUUCAGGAGGAUGCAUCAUUUUAAUGGAGAUAUUCUAUAAGAUGGAUUUCUCUUUACUAGGUUUUCUAAUUUGCUCCAUAAUUUUGGGAUAUGGUAUGUCUUGUUAUCUCCACUUUUGUGUCAUUUCAGAUAGUUUAAAGUCUAAACAUAUAUUGUGGACAUUAGUGAUGCAUAUUUUGCUUCUUUUAUUAAUCUACAUUUAAAAAAAUUUCUAA